ACGUGAUUCAAACAGACGCGUUUUAUUUAGCUCGCACGCGGUCACUUUCCUGCCACGCGUCUCUUAAACACGUGCUUUUAUCUUUCAAUAUAUCUUACUUAUGUCUGUUUACAAAUUACCUUCUCAGCAGAUUAGUGUUUUGAAAUGACGUUAUAAAUGGAUUCAGUCAUGGCACCCACCAGAGCCCAUGUGGGGACCCGUGCACGUGUGAACAUGCCCGGACUUGUCUAAUUAUUCGGGCCUGGGUCGACUGGACUUCACCGCAGAAACCAUGGACAGCAUGUUUCCAGAUCAACUUUUCCCACAUUUUUAUCUGGACGGACCGCCACAAGCCAAGCCGAAGCACAGUCUCGGACUCGGAGACUGGGGUUCAUAUGAGCGAGUGUUUGAAAGAAGGGCUGGACAGUGUGUUGCGGGACGAUCCACCCAGCAUGAGUUUGUAAGCCAGCACGCUGUGAGAGAAGAAGAAUGGGUACCAGUUAAACCAGCGGUUACCCCUUUAAUUCCACCAUGCACAGAUGCCAAAGCCUCAUUUGGUCCUCUACCAGAUCCAAUGGAUUUUCCAGAGCAUAUGCAGUAUUUUUACCAGCAUUACUGUCUGGAUGCUUUUUCCACAAUGGGAAAUCUGCUACGGGAGGAUUUCACAUUUAAACGAAAUCAUCCAAAGGGUGUUAAGAAUAUGUCCUGGACUAAGAGGUUCCUGAAGGGCUUGAAUUAUAAAAGAUGCCAAAUUGCACAUUGCUUGAAGAGGGUCCGUCAGAUUCACCAUCUGGUCAGUGAUGUUGUGAGUGAUAUUCCUCCUCCUCUUCUCGCCAACCACCUCCAUGAGGAACUUACGUCACAGAGGGAACAGCUGCAGUUCUGCUCCGAUAUGACAGGGGGUGUGUUAGGAUACAUGCCCUUACAUGAGGCACAGGGCAGUGCUGAUGGCUGUCUGAUUUAUCCCAGUGGACAUGCACUGGAGACACUCAACUUCCACAGGGUGGUGCCAGAGUUCAAUGAUGACAAGCCUCCUAAUUUCUUCAUGGACUCCAGCUCUUUUGCUUUUGAGCUGAAUGGAGCCAUCAAACAGCUCAGUGUGGGCAACAUGGAGGAUCUAGGUAAUGUGGGUGUGCGAUCAGAUUAUUUUUGUAGCUCAUGGGUAUUAGGUGACAACUGCAGGCCACGGUUGCAGGAAGUCAUCAAGUCGAAGGAUCGUUACUCGUGCAUCACUGUCAGUCCUCAUGUUCCAGAUGAGCUUGUUGUGGCCAAUGAGUGGGGAGCUGCCUAUCUUUGGACUGUGAAAAAAGGAUUGCAGAAGUUUCGAGAGGAAGAUUCUAAUCUUUAUUUCAAUGCCAAGUCACCAUGGCGAUGGUGUGAGUUCACGUGCCACCCGAGAGUGAUGGUGUAUGCUGACAGGACAGGGGCAGAGAUUACAGACGCAAGGAAUCGUGAUUGUUAUCACACACUGUUCCGGAUUGGAAGGACGCCAGCUUGUUUGAGGGGAGAAAGAGUGUUACUAGCCAAGUACCUAAGUGAAAGCCACACCCAUCACCACCUCAUCACUUCCCAGUUUUCCUCCUACAUCAUGGACGAACGCGUUCCUUGUGUGCCGAUGCUGAAAUGGGAUCAUAUGAUGAAAUCCGAGCCGGUGUUUGCCUGCAGUCUGCCAGCACUGAACCAAAGCAGAACCUGCAAGGUGCUUCUUGGUUCUCAGAGGUCACAGGAGGUCAUGUUACUGCAGUACACAGGUGGGAGGAAGCAUGCCUGUCAGACUCGGGGUCCCAUUCAGAAGCUCUAUAGUCCCAAAGAGAGUCUGAUUCACCUAAACCAUCUGCUACCCCACAAGAGACACCUCGCUGAAAAGAGACUGAACGUACCUGCUGCAGGUCUUACAGCUAUACAGAAUAAGGACUACCUAUCCGUUUUCCAGCUCACUGAGACUGGAGACCUCUUUUUCCAAACACUGAAACUACACUCACCUGUAACUGCUACCAACAACGACCUCCCAGAACCAGCUUUUUCCUUUGUCGAUGUGGAAUGUACAGAAGAACCUGGAGAAAGCGAGAACUUGCAGUCCAUUGCAAACGGUGACAACCAUAGUGACAUAGGAGUGCGUAGUCCACUGCAACUAAUCAACAAUGUUGAAAAUGGUCUCUCCCAUGCUCCCGAUACAAAUGAAGAUAUCAGUAAGGAACCCAAUGGUACGUGCUCCACCAGACCAACCAACCCAAGUAAAGAUCAUGACCUUCAGGUAGCUUGGAACGAGUGGUUUAAGCCAAUUUUCAAAAAGGCUGCAGGCAAAAAACGACACCAUCAUCAAAAAGUAAAAACCACAGGUUUAAUACAAUUGAAAAAGACCAAGACGGAAAAACUAAAGCAAGAUCGCCUGCAGAGGUUGAGGAGAGACCUUCAAGAGGUCAUGAAGAAGAAAGAGGUGCUCCUUCAAGGGGUCACGAACCUGCCUCACCUGAAUGUGACCCCUGUUCCUGACCCUGUAGAUCCUGAAGAGUGGCCAGAUGAUCUCAGCCAACGGUUGACAGCAUCGUGGGAGGGCGAAUGGAAGAACUGGUGGGAGGAGAAAUUGGGCCUGAACCGGGAGAAGAAAAUCGAGGCUCUCCAUAAAAAGCGUAAAACAGAAAAUCAAGCCAGAAUUCUGCAUCGCGCCUUGCUUUCUGAAAGCUUUACCUCGUUGGUUAGCUACCAGGAUGAUCUCUCUGGUUACUUAUCUGCAGCUAGUCAGAGUUUCGGUUCGGACGGAGAGUCUUUGGUUAAUUCGCAAGCAAUGGAAGAGGAGGAUGGUAUAUUGGAAACUGAGAUGCACAGAAAGAGCCCCAUUAUCAUGAGAAAGUGUUUCAAUAAUCAACAGACCCUUGGGCAAGUACUGAUCGAAUCUACCCCAAAACGUCCUCAGAAAAUAUCUGGGCCUGAUCAAGAAGAACGUUUUAACCCUCAGUCUAAACAACCAACCCGAGGCAACUCAAGUCCUUUGGACUCUGGUCUUUGUCCUGCAUUGGUCACCUUUACACGAACACCAAAGAGCCAACCAAAAUUGCACAAUGAGGAUUACCUUAGUUCUUUGUUUGGUUCCCAAGAACCUACUUGGCAGUCCAAACAGAAUGGUGGAAUUUCUUUCUCCCAGGUACCUACCUCAUCCCAGCUCUCCUUGUCAUCUUGGAGCACUUCACAAGGCAGAACCCCCGCACAGGCCCCCCAGCUGAAGAAAAAGUAUCGCAUAGGCUUCUAAAACCUGGCACCCAAACAAGGAACGCCGCAAGGUGUGCGCUCUGGUGGGCCCCUUACCUCUCGCUCUCAUCCCAGGCACCCUCUGGAAUGGUGGGCAGCUCAGGAAUGCUACAGUAGCUGCUGUGUAGGUUUUGUGCCGUUCUUCGUGAGACGAUCCAUACCAGUUUCCUGUGGUCAGGUUUGGAACAUUCUGGAGAGGAAUACUCCCUUAUGCACUGGUCUACCAGGCCUCGCCAGCGCGCCAAGUCAGCCUCCGAGAUCUGAAUAGAGCAAACGGACACCGCUGUAUCAAGACACCAGCUUACAUAAGACCAGGGGCAGAGAGCCAGCGUAAUGGACGGGACUGACUUCAGAGUUGUAAACCAAUAGUCUGCUGGCGGCAGGACAUGUCAAAGACUUUGGAUUUUUCCUACACCAUGGUUGGAUAUUUUGGUAUUGUCAAAACUGAACAUGGUGCAUUUUGGAAAAGGACUGUAAUUUUUUGUAUUGGGGUAAACGCAUGUCUUAUUUUUGGUGUUUGCUUAACUUUUCAGUUUGAUUAAACUUGGACAUGUCUCAUGACAGAGCA
This is a messenger RNA of Myxocyprinus asiaticus (Chinese sucker), 3793 nucleotides long. RefSeq names its product TATA-box binding protein associated factor, RNA polymerase I subunit C (gene taf1c). Gene Ontology annotation, biological process: transcription by RNA polymerase I. Lineage: Eukaryota; Metazoa; Chordata; Actinopteri; Cypriniformes; Catostomidae. The record is from RefSeq and is a predicted model, not a curated record. Gene Ontology annotation, molecular function: RNA polymerase I core promoter sequence-specific DNA binding. The transcript is spliced from 15 exons. The coding region runs from base 272 to 3226 and encodes 984 amino acids. Gene Ontology annotation, cellular component: fibrillar center.